This is a messenger RNA of Pocillopora meandrina, 5353 nucleotides long. NCBI's taxonomy places the organism in Eukaryota, Metazoa, Cnidaria, Anthozoa, Scleractinia, Pocilloporidae. The record is from the annotation of a GenBank genome assembly.
AUGGCGAGAAUUGGAGUUGCUUUUUCCGGUGGUGGUAUUCGGUCAGCGUCAUUAUGCUCGGGUGUCCUGCGCAGACUGCUGCAGAAAAAGGUUAACAUAGAUUACCUAAGCUGUGUCUCAGGGGGUGGUUACACAGGCACUGCAUACCUUGACUGGAAAUACCGACAUGGAAAGAAGGACGACCCCGAGUGGCACAAACAGUUCUUCGAGAACAUGCGCAAGAGAAGUGGCAUCUUUUGCAACUGGAAGAAACCCUGCCAAGGAAUCUUAGAUUCCAUUAUCUUGUCCACCAUGGUGAUAUUUGUGGCUUUCAUUAUUCCAAUUCUCCUUUGGACAUCCUACGCAUGCCCACUAGCCUUUGUAGUUGAUUUCCUGUUUGGACGUAUUCUGAGAGGAGGAAGCAAGCCAUGCAAAAAACUCGCCAAGCGCGAUCCUAAAAUAUCAUUGAAGGAAUGCGAACUUGAACGCCAUGCAUCUCCAGAGGUAGUGAAUCAGCAAUUUAUCCUUUUUGCAGUUCCUGUGGCGGUUGCCAUUGUUUGUGGAGUAGUAAGGGGUAUGAUCCCAAAAGGAAAAGGAUUCUUCAAUUUCCUCAUCAUGUCAUGUGUCGUGUUCUUCGGCCUGGUGUUCAUUCCGUGGUUCAUCGACAAUUUUCUGGCUUAUGUUCCAAAUUGGAUGAAGAUCCUUAUCAUUUUGCCGACUUUUAUUGUGUGGUCUUCGUUCCCACUCAUGCGCAAAAAUGCCACGCUGAUGUUGGUAAUUUAUUUCUACUCCUUCGUAAUUUACUGGAGGGUAUUCAAUGGAAGAGUGUUGGAGACAGAGUACGAUGAUGAAAUAUUUUUUAUGCUGCUGGCGAUUUCAACCCUCUUUCUAUGGAGUGCGCCGAUUAUUGGUACAGUACAGCAACGUAUAGGUCACGUGUACAACAGGUAAGGUUAAUUUUGCAUAUGAACCAGACAUGAAUUUCCUGGUUUUAUCAGCACUAACCCUUUGAAUCCUAAGAGUGACUAGCAUCUAAUUUCUCCGCACAAUAUCAACCCAACAAGAUAAAGGAAAUGAUCACCAACUUAAGAAGCUCUUGAUAGUUAAAAAAAUUAUCCUUUUCAGCACCUGAAGAAUUAUGUAGAUAACACUAUGGAGGAUAUGCAUAUUGAUGUCAGGGUAUAAAGGUCAAGCGACAAGGAGUAGUGCUACUUUUCCCGGUUCACAAAUGAAGUUAGAGUGGCUUGGCUCAGUGUAGAGUCUCUGUGGCUCAGUGGUAGAGCAUCUGAGCCAGAAUUUGAAGGUCCGAGGUUCGAUUCGUUUUUUUGGUUUUGUUUUUUAUUUUUCCUACGCUCAUGACAAGACUUCUUCCAUUGAGGAGGACUAACAAGGUUUAUAGAGGCUUAUGGCUAUUCAAGCCGGGAGAAAGCCUAUCUACCACUAACAAGCCUAUGGGCUAACCUUCAGUUCUAAGCUUCAGUUCUAAGCUUCAGUUCUAAACUUCAGCAUCCCCCCACCAGGCAACCCACGGCGUUUGACUCUCCCCCGUGUUCUUUCUACAUAAAAAUUGACCAUUAAAUCCGGAACUUGGACGGGGCAUUUGAACAAAAUUUUGGCCUCGGGGGACGGGAAUUUAACCGAACCAAUCUCUAAAAGUUCAAAUGCCCGAGGCGUUGCCCGGGGGAUAAUAAAGCUUCGAAUUUAUUAACGUAUAACUGACUUGCAGAUGGCGCAUUCAAAGAGCACUCUACACAUCAGCAAGCGUCGGUUGCUGUGGUUGUGCUGGGAUCUCAUGGCGUGACCUUUUUCUUCGCUGUCCGAAGUGUCCACGCUCCAGGCCACGAGGAAUAAAUAUUUCCACAGCUUUGACACUAGAGGACCUUGAUGAUGUGAAGCCAAUUUACAUAAGCGGUAUCACCAUAAACAAAUGGAGACGGACUAACUCCCCCAAGGAGCCAGAUUAUGAACUAUUGAUGAUGACACCUCAUGGGAUUGAACGACUUGAUCGGCCACCCAAUGAACGUGAGUUUGAUGGUAAACUUAUGCCUUUGGACAUUUACCUGUCAGAUGCUAUGGCAACGUCAGCUGCUGCCGUGGAUCAUCAUAUGGGAGCGAGGGAGAGUGAUGACGCGUCCUUUAGAGAUUUAAAGGUUAUUCUUGGAGUUUCCAUGGGAACGGCCAUUGUUUCAGACGAGCGACACGAAGGAAAAAGAAAUUGUUGUAUUCAGGUGAGGACACCCUCUCUCUAAUCGUUAGCUAUGAUCGUCGGGCCGCAAUGUUUAAUGAUAUACGGAUUGAAAUUUUGCCUUAACCCUUUAACUCCCAAGAUACCAUUAGUAAUUCUCAUUACUGUCUGACAUGCAAUUUGUAUGAUGUCAAUUUGGAGAAUUUGGUAUUAGAUCAACUAAUAAUCCCCUAGCUAAUAUUUUACUUUUUUCUCAUCACUUCUAUGCUUGAUAUUGUAUUGUUAUUGUAAAGGAGAAAUUCUCUCUUGGUCACUCAUGGGAGGUAAAGGGUUAAAGGAACAAGUAAAGGUAAGCCCUGUGAUGGAGCCUAUUGACCCUGACCCAGUCUGAGCUUAUUCAGGUUUCUCUGUAGCAUGAGGCGAUUAGGAUUAUACCACUCCCCCCUGGAUGGAAUGCUAGUCCAUCGCAAGGUUACCCCCCAGCAUUUCAUCGAACCCAUUUAUACUUGGGCAGAGAGAGGCACUGUGUGAGUGAAGUCUUUCUGUCUAAGAGCACAACACAUUGACCUGGCCCGGUCUUGAACCCAGACCUCUCGACCUGGAGUCCAGUGCAAUGAUCAGUAGACCACUGCGUGUCCCGCUUAAAGGAACAAGGAUUCACACAAUUUAUUUUGUAUUCAUUCAGAUUCAUUUUACUCUUUAAAUUCUUACCACCAGAAACAACAAUAUCUGACUGUUUUUAGUUUGGCUUGUUUUCAGUUCUUGCCUCUCCUUGUUGAGGUAAUCCGGAUCCUUCCUUUGGUGCUGUGUCUCAUUAUAUUUUGGCACACUGACCAGCGACGUUACUUAGCCUACGGCAUACUGAGUUUCUUUGUUAUACUUGUGUUGCUCACAUUGACUGCGCUCGUACCAACCGGCGGAAGUAAGCCUGGAAGGCUUGAGAGAAUCGCCAGGUAAGUUUGCUGUUCACUGAAGUCAUCCAUUCGGAAUGGAAAAGUGAUACGCUGCAGCCAUAGACUUCGACCUGGGGCCACGGUGAUUGUGACGCUAGUUCUAUUAAAAAAAGAAAAAAAAUUAUGAAAAAAAAACCGAGAAUGAAACAGUUACCAUGGUGUGGUCAUUUGCCUCAAAUAUUGCUUGAUUGCUCAAAUCUGGACAGGGAUUUAUACUUAACCGUAGAAUUUGGAACGCAAUAAGCAGAAGUGAAAAACACGAUUUGUUACCGCAGUGCGCUCUCUCCUUUAGCAUUUAAACUGUUUUAUGCACAAAAUUAUUAAAUUUUCUACAUCGUGACAUGCGUUUAUUUGCGAACCGUUCCACUCUAGAGUGCGCUUUGCGGCUUGACCAAAAUGAAAGAAGUUACAGGAAAAGAUGGCUGGAAAGUGUAGGCUGAGUCUGACGUGCCUCUCCUAAGUAUAAAUUUAGCGCUACUGCAACUCGAACAAGGAGGCCACAUGUUAAACUUAACAAGUUUAAUAUGCGGCUUUUUUUACCCAAGAGAGAAUCUGAUUACCAACAACUGAAAUAAGUAUCUUGGCUGACUUUUGUCUUGGCCGCUCAACAGAUGGUGUACUUUUGGGAUGUGGCCGUAAUGUCAAAAUACAACUAGGAUCAAUGGCACUUUCCAGCCACAGAAUCCACAGUGAAAUAAAAAUACCAGCAACUCUAAGACGCCGUCGCUAAAAAACGUUGAUAAUUUUUUGUUUCUUCACUGCAAUUUCAAAGUGUUUUUUUUUUCCAAUUUUGGGUUUGGUGGUUGAUUUUUUCCUCAGACUCUUUAUGCUCAGAGGAUAAAGAAGCAUACUUUCCUUUUCAUCAAAUCGUAGAUGGUUCACAAUCAACAUCGCUUACGUCAGCUUCGUCCGCAAAACCAUCGGUAUGAUCAAUCAAGGUCCCAAUCCCCCGCCGGUUCUGCGUUUGAGUGACGGAGGUCAUAUUGAGAAUCUUGGUAUUCUACCUUUGUUGAAGUUGAGGCUGAAAAGAAUUGUCUCUGUCAAUGGCGGCCGCACCAUUUCUGACGGGGACUAUGGAGCGACUUUGCUGGCGGGUCUGGAUAUGGCUAGGAAAAAGUUGGGUUGUUCUUUUUCUGCCAUGGAUGGGCGAGACAUUGCAGAGGAUAUCCGUGAUAACUUUGUAGAGAAACCCCCAGGUUCACAACCAUCCAGCUACAGGUUAGGAAGGAAUAGAGAAUUCUAUGUUAGAUAUAUUAUUGUUGGAUGUAUUCUGAUGUCUCAUGUUUUAUCACAAAUACAUAAAACCAGUGUUGGAACAGAAAGAAGGGUGGGGAUUAAGAAUCUCUUCCUUUCCUUUUCAUUAUUUUCUUUUAAUGAGGGAAAGGCCGUGUAAUCGUGUUGUUUGUGUAGAUGCAAAUAAUAAUAGUUUUCCAAACAAAUAAUUUGUUUGUCCCCCUCCCCCCUGUCUCUCUUUAUCGUCCUCUCUCUCUUUCUUAGGAUGUGUAAACAAAAAAAAUUGAAUAAAUGGCAGCAAGCAAACUGCCCCCCCCCCCCACCUCACGCUGGGAGUACGUGAGUAAUGUUAGUCUAUCGAAGGUUACCCAAGAAUCUUCCUGGUAUUUCACGUGUGUACCCUUUCUCCUGGGAGGAGAGUGGCACUGUGAGAGUGAACCUUAUUUUCCAGGUCAGCCAGUACGCAAGUCAUAAGCCAACAGUGUCUCUUACAAAGUAGUACUAAGGAUGAUUAGUAAUUAUUACUUAUAGUGAUAUGGUAAUCCUGUUACUCAGGUUCAAAGUCCACUACUAUGACACCAAUCCAAAUGGCGACGGCAAAACCAAAGUUGGCGAAGGUGAAAUUUUGUUCAUUGCGCCUAGACACCCAAAUAAAACCGCACAAAAGAAGACUUUUGAUUCCUGGGGAGAGGUUUUGCGUGACAUUGAUGUUGAUCUCGAGGCUGGCCACUGGGGACCUGGGCCGGAGCUAUCGGCGGAAGAAGUGGACCGUUUGACCUUCUGUUGCUGUGAAUGUUGCCAUGGUAACACGUGCCGAGGAUUGUCAGAGUGGAUGUGUGGGGCGUUUCCACAGCAUUCCACUGGGAAUCAGUUCUUCACACAAGCCAUGUUUACCAGCUAUCACAGGGAAGGCUAUCGCGCAUGCAUGGAGGCAGAAGCUGCUGAAUUCCUUUUUGAAGGCCAACGACCGGAGUCUGCAGCCACUGCGUUUUCUUCGAUAUAA